GUCCGUUGCUGCAUCAUGUUUGUGUUUAGAUUCUCCUGGGCUGUCCUGGCCCUGCUGCUGGUCUCUGUCUGGGCCGAGGAGCUCACCGAGGUAGAGGACCAAUCAGAGGAACUCUCUGUGUCCCAGCUGCUGGAGAGAGCCAAUAGGAACAGGAACCCUGAAAUUGAUGAGCCUUUCCUGAUUGGUGGCGACAUUGCCGUUAAAUCCGAGGCUGAGAAGAAUGCCGACCCCUGCACCUCCAGUGGCUGCCUGUGGAGGAAGUGGACUGAUGGAAAGGUCUACGUUCCCUACUACAUCACCAACCAGUUCUCCUCCAGGGAGAGGUCCAUCAUUGAGAGAGGUCUGGAGUCCUUCUCCUCCGUCUCCUGUAUCCGCUUCAGACCUUACCAGAAUGGCGACUCUGAGUACCUCAGCAUCGAGUCCCGCGAUGGGUGCUACUCCUUUGUUGGCCGCCAGGGUGGUGCGCAGACUGUGUCUCUGGCUCGCAGCGGCUGCCUGUACCACGGCACUGUUCAGCACGAGCUUCUGCACGCCCUGGGCUUCAACCACGAGCAGACCCGCUCUGACAGGGACAACCACAUUAGGGUGUUGCUGCAGAACGUCCAGUCUGACAUGAGGUACAACUUCAACAAGAUUGCCACUCUGAACCAGGGAACUCCCUAUGACUACAACUCUGUGAUGCAGUAUGAGAGGUAUGCCUUCUCUAUGAAUGGACAGCCCACCAUGGUGCCCUACCCCAACAGCAAUGUCUCCUUCGGCAAGGCCACCCAGAUGAGCCAGAACGACAUCACCAGGAUAAACAAACUCUACCAGUGCUAAAUGUGUUGACGUCUUCUGUGGACUCAAGGCCCCCUGGUGACGGACAUCCCGUCAAACAACCUUAAUUUUACAACUUAACUUUAAAUUCAAAACUUCAACAUAAUAAAUCUGAGCAAAGGAAAUCUGAAA
Messenger RNA from Osmerus eperlanus (European smelt), 948 nucleotides. Its product is annotated as hatching enzyme 1.2-like. The transcript has 8 exons. Lineage: Eukaryota; Metazoa; Chordata; Actinopteri; Osmeriformes; Osmeridae. Gene Ontology annotation, molecular function: metalloendopeptidase activity; zinc ion binding. Gene Ontology annotation, biological process: proteolysis. The coding region runs from base 16 to 819 and encodes 267 amino acids. The record is from RefSeq and is a predicted model, not a curated record.